This is a messenger RNA of Durusdinium trenchii, 597 nucleotides long. Lineage: Eukaryota; Dinophyceae; Suessiales; Symbiodiniaceae. The record is from the annotation of a GenBank genome assembly.
AUGGCAGAGAGGUAUCCAUUGGCCAACAGCCAGAUGAUUCGCGAGGCCCAAAGUACUGGCAUCGACUAUCCCUUCGCCGUGGCCAGCAUCAACGUCACUCAACACUUGGCCAGGUACUUGCACUUGGUCCGGGAUGCCGUUGGAUGUGCGUUGGACAUCGCCUCCCCGCGCACCGUGCACCGCUUUGCCGGGCUCCUGCAAAGGCAAGAAGAGCCCAUCGAUGUGACGGUGCCCUUCUGCGAGCUGCAUGCCGCAGUGAUGACUCGCUUGCAUUGCAAUUGGCGUCGCCGAAAGAGGGAGGACCCGCAGAUCACCGUCAUGAGCUUCGCACCGGUGCUGGAGGAGACCUUGAAGAGCACCCGGAGGUUCUGCGAAGGAGCGCUCAUGAGCAGUUCGUCCGAGUUCCGCUCCUGGGUGGAUGAGACCGAGGUGCGCGACGGUGCGGAGCCUCCAUUGAGUGUGCCAAGUGUGGCGUUCCGGCCUGAGGAGGAAAAUCAGAUCACCGAGUCCUUACAGCAAACGGCGUCUUGGCAGACAAGCGAUGCUGGCGGAGUAUUAAAUAUGGGUGGAUGCAUUUCCAGCAUCACCAGCCUUUGA